Oncorhynchus mykiss (rainbow trout) is the source of this 4858-nucleotide messenger RNA. RefSeq names its product putative sodium-coupled neutral amino acid transporter 12. Lineage: Eukaryota; Metazoa; Chordata; Actinopteri; Salmoniformes; Salmonidae. The record is from RefSeq and is a predicted model, not a curated record.
UGUUUGGCUAAUGAUUAAACCCCUGUUGUGCACACAGCCAUUGAAUGUGCUUGAGACAGAAGAAUGGACAAAACAAGUUUAUUGGCGGAGGAUGUUUCUUUUCUGCACGAGUUAUUUAUUAUUGCCAUUCGCUGUCUUGUUGGCUCGAAAUUUUGCUUUCCGGUUUAGUUACCCUGAAAAAGAUUCACUGAACGCAGGUUGUGAUCUCCAGUAUUGUUGCCCAUCAUGGCAGGAGGCAUCACAGAGACCGGGGAGCUCUACUCCCCGUAUGUGGGCUUGGUGUACAUGUUUAAUCUGAUCGUGGGCACGGGGGCACUGACGAUGCCCAAGGCCUUUGCCCAAGCAGGUUGGGCGGUCAGCCUGGCGCUCAUCUCCUUCCUGGCGUUUAUGAGUUACAUGACCACUACGUUUGUGAUCGAGGCCAUGGCAGCGGCCAACGCUCAGCUGUGCUGGAAGAGGAGGGAGCAGGAAGAGGUCCAAGACAGCGACUCCACCUCUGAUUAUUCGGAUGAUGAUAUCCGGGGACGAUCAGAGCCAGAGAUGAGGCCCAUUUUGUCAGGCCAGCGAACAGGAGGAGGACACGUUGAUCACUUUGACAUUGUGGAGAGGGUAGAGAUGGGUCAAAUGGCCUCCAUGUUCUUCAACAAAGUUGGUGUCAACAUGUUCUACAUCUGCAUGGUAGUCUACCUGUAUGGAGACCUGGCCAUCUAUGCUGCUGCUGUGCCCAUAUCACUAAUGGAAGUAGCCUGUGGUAACCACUCAUGCAGUGCUGGCAGUGUGAAAUACGACGACACCGACUUGUGCUGGGGGCCUGUCACCAGGAAAGACGCCUACAAGGUGUUUCUGAGCAUCUUCACUGUGAUGUUGGGCCCUUUCGUCUUCUUCGAUGCUCAGAAGACUAAAUACCUCCAGAUCCUCACCUCACUCAUGCGCUGGAUCGCGUUCACCAUGAUGAUUAUCCUGGCUCUGAUACGUAUUGGUAAAGGCCGGGGCGAAGGCCACCCCCGUAUGGCCCAGAUCUCUGGGGUUCCAAACCUGUUUGGAGUGUGUGUCUACUCCUUCAUGUGCCAGCACUCCCUGCCCUCCCUGGUGACGCCCAUCUCUGAUAAGAGGCGUGUGGGUACCCUGGUGGUGUGUGACUAUGUCCUCAUCCUUGGCUUCUACGGCCUGCUCUCCUUCACAGCCAUCUUCUGCUUCGACAGCUCGCUGCUACACGACAUGUACACCCUCAACUUCACUGACAACUGUGACGUGUUGGACAUCCCCGCUUUGCGCUACUUCCUGGGCCUCUUCCCCGUCUUCACCAUCAGCACCAACUUUCCCAUCAUUGCAGUCACGCUGCGCAACAACUGGAAGACCCUCUUCCACCGCGACGGGGGCACCUACCCCUGGGUGGUUGACCGCAUCGUCUUCCCCCUCAUCACCCUGGUUCCGCCCAUCAUUGUGGCCUUCUGCACCCACAACCUGGAGUCCCUGGUGGGCAUCACGGGCGCCUACGCUGGCACGGGCAUCCAGUACGUCAUCCCCGCCCUACUGGUGUACUACGGACGGCGCCACCUGGUGCCUAUGCUGGGCACGGACGAGGUCAACAAGCACCGGUCCCCGUUCCGCCACACCUUCUGGGUGUGGUUCGUAGUGGUGUGGGCUACCUUCUGCCUCAUGUUUGUCACAGCCAACAUCAUCCUGGAGGACACCAAGAAAUGAGGACACGGACUGACUGUGAAAGACCGGUUUCUCUGUGUGGGUGUCUUGUAUUUCUACAUUCUCUCUACCUGAGGCCUUCCAGAACUUGGUACAGGUCGGACGGUGUGCCUUUUUAUGCUGCUCUUGUAGCAUGGGAAACCCUUUUAAUUACAGCGGUAAUCAGCAGCCGAAACCAUUAUAAAGUGUCCUCCCCACCCCGGUUUCAGUACAAAGGAUGGGACUGGAGAAAUGUAACCAUUAUAAAGUGUCCUCCCCACCCCGGUUUCAGUACAAAGGAUGGGACUGGAGAAAUGUAACCAUUAUAAAGUGUCCUCCCCACCCCGGUUUCAGUACAAAGGAUGGGACUGGAGAAAUGUAACCAUUAUAAAGUGUCCUCCCCACCCCUGUGUCAGUAAAAAGCUUGAGGAUGGGACUGGAGAAAUGUAACCAUUAUCAAAUUCAUAGACCGAGCUAUGCAUGCAAGGACUAGCCAUCCAUGAUAUCAAAAUUAUAGUUUUAACAAUGUUUUAAAGCUAUAUAGUGUUUAUUUACAUUUACUUUGUUUACAAACAGUCCCUGUUUCGGUAAAAAGGUUGGGGCUGGAGAUGUAAACCAUUAUCAAAUUCAUAGAUCAAGCUAUGCAUACAAGGACCAGCCUUCCAUGAUUUCACAAUUAUAAUUUUAAACAUGUUUUUAGGCUAUAUAGUGUUUAUUUACAUUUACUUUGUUUACAACAUUGGAGUACAACAAGCUUAUAUUAUAGGUACUGAUCAGUUUUGAGAGUUGAACUAAGCGGAUGAGGCAUUUAUAAGUUAUAUUCUUCAAGAAUCAAUGAGCACAUACAUUUAUUAAUUAUAUCAACUGCAGAUCACCCCUUUUAAGAGUAAUCUAUACCAUUUGUGGAAAGGGACCAAAUAUCUCGUGAUUGUAUGAAAGCUGCUACCGUAUGUAGGAACACAAGGAAGAGGACCUUGUUCACUCUGUUCCAGUGUCCCUCUGUAGAAAAAUACAAGCUGAACAAUCGGACUCUAUUAGCAAGGCAUUGCACUUCACAACAGCACUGUUUUUAAGCAUAUACAAAGAGCUGGUCAACUUGUUUCCAAAUGCUUCAUUUUAAAUCCAAAAUAACUGAAGGAAGGAUAGAGCAGGGAGGUGUCAGUGUUCCUCUGGACCUUCAGAAACAGUGUUGCGGCUAAAGACAGAAUAUGCUGAAACUAUGGAUAGAGCAAUAGAACCUGACAACUAACUCAACGCUCCUGUUCCUAAUGGCAAUGCAGAGAGACUUUAAUGUGGCUUUAAAAUGAACUUGGGAUGGUGAAGAAAGCAAGCUAAAUGAAUCUGUUAUAAUCAGUAUAUUAUGGCUGGCAUUUCUACAUUCCUCACUGGUGGCUCUGCCUUAGUUCUCCUCGUCUUCCCUGUGAACAAUGAACCUUUGUCCAUGACAGAUCCCUGACUGAUGGGCAUGAUGACAGAGCUCCGUCUCUCGUCAUCAGGAGACCGAUCUUGAGUUCAAACUCUGUAUACAAACCACCCUCAUGUUUUACUGUUCACCACCAAAUCAUCAGCCCUUCAUCAACUCCAUGUCAGCACCCGACUGCUCUCUGUUGAACUUUGACCCCAGAAAGUUGUCAAUGGACACAGGAAGGUUUAUGUUGGCUACAUCACCAGGAGCCAACUCGUACAGUGCCUACUGUGCCACACAAAGACACCUCUACAGUAGUCCCAGUAUAUCUCUUUUUGCAAUCACUGUUGGUUAAGGUCUUGUAAGUAAGCAUUUCACGGUAAAGUCUACACUUGUUGUAUUCGGCGCAUAUGGCAAAUAAAGUUGGAUUUGAUUUUAACCAUCUGUCUCGUGCUCGCUCGUAACGAGAACUUUUCAGCUGGCUGAUUUGUCGUCAGCUCUUUACUUGAGGUUUUAUUACAGUUUCCUGGUAGCUCAGUUUGAUCGACUAAUUAGAUUUUACUUCCAGACAUGUGGGAACAUCCUCUUCGCCCCGAGCUCUGCUCAUGCUAAUGUCCACGUUAUAUGCUUCUGCCUCCUCAUUGUCAUGUCCUCUGGUUCUAUAUAUCUAUAUAUAUCUCUGCUCUAUAGAAUAUAUAUUAUGUCCCAUUAUUGUCAUCAAGUUUGGAGCCCAACUACAGGAGUCAUACCUUUGUGAAACAGUAUUGUUGUUGGGGAAUGUAAAUCAUGUUUUGUGGUGUAGGGUUCCAUAUUACAUGGUCACAUUUAGAAUAGUGGUUCUUUUACUAUGUAAGUGCUAAAGUAAUAGCUCAAAUGUAUCGUUAGCUGCCUGUCAUGAGCAUUCACCUGGUCAAAAAGGGAAAUACUUACUGCCAUUCAUCGUUUGCACCUGCAACAUUGCACAAGUUUGCACAUAAUUGCCUUGGGUUUGACCUUUUGUGUGUUUUACAUAGACUUUUGCAAAUGGUUUGAAGAUGUUGUAAGGGUUGAUAACUAUGGUAUUUAUCUAACAGUCUUCAAUGGUAUUCUUAACCCAUCAAUAUAUACAGCUUGACAAUUUAAAAUGCGUUAGACUAAUAGUCAUGCAUUGUAGCAUAUUGAUGGCAGUACAGUAUUGUUGAGGACUAUUGAAUGAGAGACCUCUGCAUGUUGUUGGUAUUGUGUGUGUUAGGACAGAAAAAGACUGCUGACUAUUUCUGUAACACUGCUUCUCUCAAUAUUGGGUGCCUUUCUUCAAUCUUGUGUUCCUUCUGGUAAUUAUUGUUAACAUUACAUUUCUGCAUGCAGCUCCUUCCAAAAUUCAGUAGUCAGUGGUUCCUUUAAGGCUUCCAGAUUGUGGUGGAUAGUUACUCCUCUUCUUAUUUUUCCUCAUCUUCUUUUCAAUACAAAUGUGCAAUAUGCUUUGAACUGGGUUGGGGAAGUAAGAUUUCAAGCGAAUAUUGACUGUUUCUGUUUGUCUGUGUGUGUGUUCUUCUGUGUCAGUGUAUGUGUCACUUUGAAAAGAUUUUAAAUGCGUAUGUCUGACUCUUAUUUGGAGUUGUGAAAUGUGCCUUUUUCCCGGGGUUAUUGUUUCCAUUCAUUUGUUGACUGUUGUUUUUCCUGGCACGUCUUUGUUUUAAGCAGCCUGUCAGAUAAGAUCUGCAUGUAAGCCAGUUAAUUUAACUGACAACCAAUGUCUCCUCAAAAUAAACUGGGAUAUCCUUGUCUUCUAAA